AUGACCGCCUUCUUUGCCGAGAUUGACGACAUCAAAAACGCAAAUCACCAGUUCGACAACAACGUCGCAAAGAUCGAGUCCUUGCACAACCGCUCGCUCAACGAAAUCGACGUCGAGCAAGAUCAGUGGAACCAGAAGCAAAUCGACGCGCUCGUCGCCGAGACUUCGCAGCUUUCAAACACGCUCAAGUAUAAAGUCAAGUCCCUCGAGGGCAAGAGCCGGAAUGACAGCACCAAGCGGGUGCAGGUCGAUGCCGUCAAAAAGACUUUUAUGGACUCCAUCCAGCGAUACCAGAGCGUAGAGGCCUCCUAUGGUCUCAAGUACAAGCAGCGUGCCGAGAGACAGUACAGAAUUGUCCGACCCGACGCGAGCGACGAAGAGGUUCGCGCUGCUAUCGAAGACGAGUCUGGCUCGCAGAUUUUCUCGCAGGCUCUGCUGAACUCCAACCGUGUUGGCGAAGCCCGAUCAGCUCUUACUGAGGUCCAGAACCGACACAAGGACAUCCAGAAGAUGGAGCGAACCCUGGGCGAGCUUGUCCAGCUGUUUAAGGAUAUGGAGGAGCUUGUCGAGGUCCAGGGAGAGGAUGUUGUUGCUGUUGACCAGACCACCAAGCGCGUCGAGCGCGAGGUCAACAAGGGUGUCGAGGAGACCAGAGUCGCCGUCAAGCACGCCAAAAACGCCAGAAAGAAAAAGUGGUUCUGCCUCAUCAUCGUUAUUCUUAUCAUUGUCAUCUUGGCUGCAACCCUUGGUGGUGUCUAUGGCUCGAGAUAA
Myxozyma melibiosi is the source of this 771-nucleotide messenger RNA. RefSeq names its product t-SNARE. NCBI's taxonomy places the organism in Eukaryota, Fungi, Ascomycota, Lipomycetes, Lipomycetales, Lipomycetaceae. The transcript is spliced from 4 exons. Gene Ontology annotation, molecular function: SNARE binding; SNAP receptor activity. The record is from RefSeq and is a predicted model, not a curated record. Bases 1 to 771 code for a protein of 256 amino acids. Gene Ontology annotation, biological process: vesicle fusion; exocytosis; intracellular protein transport. Gene Ontology annotation, cellular component: endomembrane system; plasma membrane; SNARE complex.